Molecule: messenger RNA, 1107 nt
Organism: Peniophora sp. CBMAI 1063
Lineage: Eukaryota; Fungi; Basidiomycota; Agaricomycetes; Russulales; Peniophoraceae
Source: the annotation of a GenBank genome assembly
AUGCGAACGCCCUUCCUUGUCAUACGUUUUGUGAUCCUCGCGCUCGUGGGCUACCUCAGUGUCGUCGCCCUUGCACUGGCAGCUUGGAAUAUUGCGGCCGCGAAAGCUGCAGGUACCUAUGCUCCGAGCGGCGCCAUCUUCCUCAUAUUCAACGCCUGCUUCUACUUUGUCCUAAUCGCACUAGCCUUUUUGGAAUACGUAGGACAGAGCGUCAACGAAUAUGCCUCGUUGGUAGCCACUGAGUGUGUGUGGUCCGGUUUGAUGGCCGUAUUGUCUCUCGCUGCCAGCAUCACUGCUACAAUCGGCGGUCCGCCAAUGUUCUGUCAUGAUCACGUCCCUUUCUCGCUGUGUGCAUCUGCGACAGUGCUUGUGCCUGUGAGCUGGCUCACAGGCAUCCUAAUGCUCUCAUAUUUCCUGACGAUCCUCGGGCUCGCCAUCGGCCACAUGCGCACAGAACCUGGGAUCUGGACCAAGUCCCUCUACAAAGUACCCUGGUUCGAUUCCGAUCGGGUAUCCAAGUUUCCGCCAGUGCUCCCCCCUCUAAACAAACACGAAUCCACUCGCCUCUCGUUCCUCUCCCGCAGACAUUCGCUAUCCGUCUUCCCCGAAGACGUCGAACAAUCUGCCGGGGGAACUCCGGCGGAGCGCCCGUCGGCCCCGGAACCGAAGACUCCGAAGACGCCUAGUUCGAUGUUCAAUACCAUGCCCUUGUUCAAGCGUACGGAUAGCUCGGAUCAGAGUCGACCGUGGUGGGCUCGCGUACGCGACAUUCGCCCAGGCAUCGACGUGCCCUUCCCACGUGUCUUGCGCUUCAGUACUCUCUCAAUGUCUCGCACCCCGCGCGGCUCGGCAGAUCAAGGGCAACCGCCCGCGGUACCACCUCUACCCGCGACGCAGGAUCCCGGCAUCGACGACUUCGGUCAGCGGUAUAUCAGCUUCUUCCCAGGCGAACGUCGACCUUCGCAACGAGUGCCCGACUCAGCGAGUACGGGACACCACAUGGCGUACGACCCCGAUCGUCCGCUUCCCCGCCCUCCGCGCUCUGAGUGGGUGCGCGCGGAUGGAAGCUCGGAUCCUGGCAGGUCCCGGUAUCCAAGACGUUUCUGA